This is a messenger RNA of Closterium sp. NIES-65, 8850 nucleotides long. The record is from the annotation of a GenBank genome assembly. Lineage: Eukaryota; Viridiplantae; Streptophyta; Zygnematophyceae; Desmidiales; Closteriaceae.
AUGCCGAACCCUUACCAUGACGUGCUGUCGACGCCGCGAGGGACGAGUCGGAACCGCGAGAGGGAGAGGGACGUGAGUCCGCUACUGAGACCAGACAGAGCACGGGAGCUUAACCCUAGUCUGGAAGCCAGCUUUGAGGCCUUGCGACUGGAUAAGUCGAGGGAGGGUAGCGGAUUGGCUCAUUCGCGCGAGAGCAACGGAAUGUCCAUGGCCGAUCCCGGUUCGAGAGCGGAAUCGCUAAGAAUGGGUCACAACGGCCUCUCCCAGAUGCAUCCUCUCUCCGCAGGCCUCUCCGAUGUAAUGACGGGCAUGCCGUUGAGCAUGGACUUUAGCAUGCUCGAGAGCAUCAGCUCGUUGAACCGCACGACCGGCGGGCACAAGCACAUGACGCCGGGCAAGGCGCACCCCAUGGCGAUGUCGUCGCAACGGCCCAGCAUUCGUGUGUCGCACCUCGACGUCAGCGACGGGUCAAUGAGCAAUCUCGAACGAGCACUCGAAUACGCGAAGAAAAAAGUCGACGACGAGCUUCGCGUGUUCAUCAGCGACAUCGCCAAGCGGCUGAACCUCCCAGGCGCCGCGCCGCCCAGAACGCCUCCCAAGUCGCCUGUCUCUCCCACUAACGCCUACCCGUCAACGUUCACGUCGUUUUUGAUGUCGCCGGAAUCGUCCAGAUGGGAACAAGGGGCGCUCUAUCUUAAAGACCUAGCUGAGAAAUGCCUACGCAUGCACGCAGACGAGUUCGGAUCGGCGUGCGAAGACAUCGUGCACGAUCUGAACAUGGCCCGGCAGCAGCUUCCCAUGGGAACCCUAAAGCAGCUGCACAUGAAAAUGCUCUUCAUUCUCACGCGCUGCACGCGCCUGUUGCAGUCGCAGAAGGAAGCGGAGGCGGAGAUGCCGUACGGGGGAGUGUAUGGGGGGCCGUAUAGGGGCGCGGAGGUGUUAGCCACGCCGAUGGUUCGCAACCGCCCGCCUGGCUUGCCGUCGACGCUGCGAUCGCAAGCGUCGAUGGCGGCGACUCACUUCUCUUCGUUUACUAAAUCGAAGCCGUUGGAGCGUCCCGCGGAGCUCCCCGCGGAGCACUCCGCGAAGCACUCCGCGGAGCACUCCGCGGAGCAGCCGGCGGAGAAGACGCGGCUGCAGCGGCAGCAGCAGCAGCCGCAGCAGCCGCCGCAGCGGUCGAUCAUCCGGUGGGACUCGUGCCCCGCGCCGGCAGACUGGCGGGUGCGCGACCCCAAGGCGGAACAGAAGGGGGGCGCGGGGUUGGGGUUGGGCGCGCGGAAGGAUGAGGGGAAGCAGCGGAGCAAGAGCAAGUCGAAUAUGAUGGACGACUGGAGUGCCGCGGUAGCGGAGAUGAGAGGGGCUCUAGACGACGGUACCUACGUGCCCGGCGGGGAUUUUAACCAAGAGGAUAGCGCUGGCGCGAGUGCGAGUGCGAGCGCGAGUACUGGGUUCGGAACAGGUUUUGGGUCCGGGCUUGGUGCAGGGUCGAGUGCUGAUGGAGGUUCGGGAUUAGCGCACGCGGCGGGACCGCCCGCUCCGCCAGCUGACGCGGAGGUGCACGGGUCCACGAGCGCACGGGGGCUGCUGUGGGGGCGGGUGGCGGAGAUCCGCAAGGAGGAGGAGAUUCAGCGCGCCUUCCGCAGCCAGUCCGCGCGGGACAAGUCCUCCGCCUCCAGGUCGGGCGACUCUGCCACGUCGCUGGCGCCGGCAGAAGAGGCGGUAGCACCAGCGGGAACAGCGGUUCGGGAGAUGGGCCCAGCGGCAGACGCAGAGGUGGCGGCGGCGCUAGGUGUGGCGUUAGGCGCUGCGGGAGGAGCGGAGCCUGGGAUUGCAGCCGCCCUUUCCGCGGGAGCUGGCGCUGGGGCAACAGGGACCGGCGGAGCUUGGGGUGAGACGGGGGACACAAGCAUGGCGGGCGGGAGCAUGGCGGCUGCGCAGGAGGGGAUUAAGGGGAGUGAGGGAGUUGAGGGGAGGAAGGGAGGGGCGCGGCAGGGGCAGGGGGACGUGCGGCGGGAGGGGGAGUCGGAGAAGGCGCACAGACGAGGCGAGGGGCGCAGCAGCAGAGCGUGGGACGUGCGGAUUCCAAGCGGGGAGGACGAGCGGAUGGAGAGCCGGAGGCAUGGAGGGGCUAGAGAGCCGCCUUCCCCCUCGGGUAACCUUGCAGAGGACUUUGACGAUCUGCAUGAGAAAGCGAUGAUGAGAUCCGUGUCCGGGCGAAGAGUGCAGUAUAAGUAUGGGUACUGGGGCAAGGGAGAGAACGAGGAGGAGGAGGGCAUGGAUGGGAUGGUGCCAAACGAGGGCGAGCAGGAGUGUGUGGUGAUCUGUCGGAUUUGUGAAGAGGAGGUGAAUGUUACGCAGUUACAGGAGCACUCGCGGCUGUGCGCGCUCGCGAAUCGGUGCGACUCGGCGCAGUUUUCGAUUGACGAUCGGCUGAGGCGGCUAGCGGACGGCCUGGAUCACAUCUCCAACGAGCAGGUGUCGCGGCUGGGCGCCAUGUCGUUCCAACGAGUGCCGUCCAACUCGUCAUCUGCUGCUGGCGGGCCGGCGUCGUCUGGAGUACCUGCAGGGCUGGAUUCGCAUUCCCAGCAGGUGGGUUUGAUGGGGGUAGGGGGAGGUGCAGGGGCGAAGCAGGGCGGUGGCAGGUUUUUGUCUCCCUUGGGCAGCAGUAUGGUGUCUCAUGCAGACAUGCGCGAAGGGGACGAAGGCGGCGCAGCCGAGGGAAAAGGAGACGGAGGAGGGGAGGGGGCGGAUGGGUAUGAAGGAGAGGAGCAGCAGAUGCGCGAGCAAGACGCAGUGGAGCAGUGUAGCAGAGAAAACGGGUCGUUGCACCCGGGCGUUCCGAUAAGCCCCACAGAAGAUCACCCAGAGCAUCAACAUCACCCAGAACACCCAGAGCAUCAAGGCGCAGGGGGCAGCAGCAGCAACAACGUGUCUAACUGGUCGUACGUGAGCCACCACCUGCAGCAGCAGCAGCAGCAGCAGCAGCACAAGCUGCAGCAGCAGCAGCAGCAGCUGCAGGCAGCGGGCGAGGAGGGCUCCCAGUACGAGCCGUCCAUGAGCGCCGUGACGAGCAUGAGCGGCGCUACUUCCACCAGCGGGUUCCUAUCCGCGGGGACCGCGUCCCCCAUGCCCACGUCGCCGGCAGGGUCGGUGGGCACGAGAGGGGACGGCCAUGGGGGGUAUGGGAGCCCCGGGUCGUCGCUGCUGAAGAGUGCUCUGGCGGGAGGCGGGAGGGAGCUGAUGGAGGAGCACAUCCACAUGGUGGCUCAAGAGGAGAUCGCUCUGAUGGACGAUCUGGCGCACAUAGCCCAGGACGUGGCAGAUGUGUCACUGGAGGACGAGAAGCCCGAGGAGCUGCUGACGGGCAUGGACGAUUUGGCGGACAUAGCACAGGACGUGGCGGACGUGUCACUGGAGGACGAGAAGCCCGAGGAGCUGCUGCUGACAGACAUGCGGGACCUCACGGACCUGCUUCGCACCAACAAUGCGCGCUUCCUCACCAUUGAUGCUCAGUUCAUCGUUGCUCGAUUUCUGUUUCCGCCUCUUCUCUGCACGCGCGCCCCUCUCCUCACUCCCCUCUCUUCUUUGCACGCCCCUCUCCUCACUCCCCUCUCUUCUCUGCACGCCCCUCUCCUCACUCCCCUCUCUUCUCUGCACGCCCCUCUCCUCACUCCCCUCUCUUCUCUGCACGCCCCUCUCCUCACUCCCCUCUCUUCUCUGCACGCCCCUCUCCUCACUCCCCUCUCUUCUCUGCACGCCCCUCUCCUCACUCCCCUCUCUUCUCUGCACGCCCCUCUCCUCACUCCCCUCCUUUUUCUGCUCGCCCCUCUCCUCACUCCCGUCUCUUCUCUGCCCCCCCGUCGCCUCACACCUGUCACGUCACUCCCGUUUCCCCAUGUCGCGUCGCUACUCCCCUGUGGGAUGGGCAGGGAGAAGUACUACCGCCUGAGAGACAUUCUGGACCACCAGAUGGGCGCGGCAGCGAGUCCGCUCAAUAAUCCUCUUCUCCCUCCGUUGGAGAAGUACUACCGCCUAAGGGACAUCCUGGACCACCAGAUGUGCGCGGCAGCAAACAGUGCUCUGCAGGGCUAUGGGGGGGCGGAUGGGGGCGAUGCAAUGCAGUAUGCGGACGAGGACGGGGAGGACGUCUUGAACCUCUCCCGCAGCGCCCGCAGCACCCCGCCCAACGCCUCUAUGGGCGGCGGCAGCAGCAUCGGUGGCGGUGGCAUUGGUGGUUUUGCCGGUGGUGCUGGUGGCCCUGGUGGUGGUGGUGGCGGCGGCGGUGGUGGUGUGGCUGCGUCGUCGUCGUCGGCUUCGGCGGCGGGGCGGGAUCGCACGACGAUAGACGACUUUGAGCUGAUCAAGCCCAUCAGCAAGGGCGCGUAUGGGCGUGUGUUCCUGGCCAAGAAGAAGACCACGGGGGACCUCUUUGCCAUCAAGGUGCUGCGCAAGGCGGACAUGGUGCGCAAGAACGCGGUGGAGAGUGUGCAGGCAGAGUCAAAAGCGUCUUUCCGAGGUGUUGCGCAAGGCAAACAUGGUGCGCAAGAACGUGGUGGAGAGUGUGCAGGCAGAGUGCUGCGCAAGGCGGACAUGGUGCGCAAGAACGCGGUGGAGAGUGUGCAGGCGGAGAGAAACAUCCUCGCUUCCGUGCGCAGCCCCUUCGUGGUGCGGUGCUUCUACUCGUUCACGUGUCGGGAGAACCUCUAUCUGGUGAUGGAGUAUCUCAACGGGGGCGACCUCUUCUCGCUGCUGCAGAACCUCGGCUGCCUCGAGGAGCCCAUGGCCCGCGCCUACAUUGCUGAACUCGUGUUGGCGUUGGAGCAUCUGCAUGCGAGUGGCAUCAUCCACCGUGACCUCAAGCCUGACAACCUCCUCAUUGCAUACGAUGGCCACAUCAAGUUAACGGACUUUGGGCUUUCUCAGAUGGGUCUAUUCAACAGCACCGGUGACUUUGCCAUCGGCCCUCUCACCACCACAGGACCCUCUGAGCCCCCCUCACCCAACGUCACCGCCGCCGCCGCCGCCGCUGCAGCCUCUGCUUCCGCCUCCGCUGCUGCCGCUGCAGCUGCCCUCUCCGCCUCCUCCCACCCCCCAGCCGCCCUCGGCUUCCCCAAAUCCGGGUCGAUAGAUUCCGGCGCGUCUGUCUCGGCGUCUAUCCCCACAUCGCCUCUCUGGGCGGCGGACCGGGCGGCAGACUUCCCGCCCGCGCCGUCCGGUGCAUCGUCCCGCCCGUCGUCCUCUUCCGGCCGCACGUCGCCGUUUUCGGGGGUUCCGGGCGGCGUGGGGAUGGUGGGCGGCGGAGGGGGAGGGGGAGGUGCGGGAGGGAUGGGGGGCGGAUCGGCGUCGCCAGCGUGGAAGGCUGAGGUGGAGUCGUUGCAGGGUGCCGGGCGGAGUGCGUCGGCGGAUGUGGAGAAGAAGAAGGAGCAGACGGUGGGCACUCCGGACUAUCUCGCUCCGGAGAUUCUGCUUGGCACGGGCCAUGGCGCCACAGCGGAUUGGUGGGCGGUGGGAGUGAUGCUCUUUGAGCUGCUCUGCGGUGUUCCCCCCUUCAAUGCUCCCUCCCCUGAGAUCAUAUUUGACAACAUUCUGAACCGGGACAUUCCAUGGCCGGAGGUGCCUGAGGAGAUGUCCUACGAGGCCAUGGACCUCAUUGACAAGCUGCUGCAUCCGGAGCCGUCACUGCGGCUGGGAGCGAGGGGAGCAGAGGAGGUGAAGGCGCACCCCUUUUUUGACGGCAUCCGCUGGGAGACGCUCGCGCAGGAGCAGGCGGUGUUUGUGCCGAGUCCCGACAAUCCGCACGACACGGGCUACUUUUUGACGCGCGGGUGGCAGCAGGAGCCGGGCGGCAUGGACGGGGGGAACAUGGCGAUGGGCAUGGGCGAGAGCGAGAGCGCCAGCAGCGACGCCUGCAGCAGCACAUCUGCAGACGACUUUUACCAGGGCGAGCAGGGGGACGAGCCCGGGGACAUGAGGAACUUCUCAGACAAUGUCGCUGCUGCCUUCACCAACUUCUCCUUCAAGAACCUCUCCCAACUGGCUGAGAUCAACUAUGAGUUCCUGGGCCGGCAAAAGAGCCCUCCCAGCCAUCUCAAAACCAUGAAGCGGCGCGGGGCUGGUCUCAUCCUCGAUCUCCCCGACGAGGUGCUGACGUCUAUCAUUCUCGAAUCGCUGCUUCGGCGAUGCUCGGCUCUCGAGGAUAUCUCCGUGAUCAACGAUCGAGGGAAAUCGACGGUUGGCGAUGAGCUGCUGCUGGCCGUCGGAUCGAGAUGCUCGCAGCUGGAGCGGCUGAGCCUCGUGGGAUGCGAGGGGGUGACGGAUAAUGGAUGGAGGACGUUCAGUGCACAGUGCCGCGCGCUCAAGGCGCUCGAGCUCCGCCUUGUUUCCGCCAAAGCAGUCUGCCCGCCCCUCUCUGCCUUCCCCUCGCUGCUCUCCCUCACACUUUACCGCCUAGACGGCCUCCCAGUGCAAAUCUCCUCCCUCUCGCACUGCUCCUUCCUCACCUCCCUCUCCCUCUGGCACCUUACCGACCCGCUUCUCUCCUCCCUCUCCUCCUCCUCCCCCUCUCUCCCCGCCCUCCAAUCCUUCACCCUCACAUCAGCAUCAGUCACAACUUCCCUGGGAUCCCUCGGUGCUUUCCCUCUCCUCUCUUCACUCGCUCUCUGCCAAUGCUCGCAAAUUGGUCCCCCUGAAAUGCACUCUCUCUCGUGCUCCCUCCACACACUCACCCACCUGACCAUCCAAGACUGCCACAUGAUUCCCUCCUCUGCGGUGGCCGCUUUAACCGCUGCUAAUUCAUCUAUUGUGUCUCUCUCCCUCCGGGGCAACAGGCGUCUCUUCAGCCAUGUGGGGAUUGAGGCGGCACUUAAAUCCAUCGCCGGCGCUUUAGAAUCGCUGACGCUUAGUGGCAUGCCGAUGCUGAUUCCGGACGCUCUUGCUGGGUGCACGCGAUUGAAGUCACUAGGGUUGGAGUAUGGAAAGGGGUCCGUGUGGGAUAUUGCAGGCAUGCUGGGUGUAGGGAGCAUUGAGCCGCCUCGAGGAUCGUUGUUUGCUGUUGCUGGCAUUGUGAUUGAUUGGCUGGGUGACGUGCAGCAUGAAAGAGGAGGGAGGGGAGGAGGUGGUGGAGUGGGAGAAGGUGGGGAAGGAGGUGCAGGAAUAGGACGAGGAGAGGGACUAGAUGCAACUCUAGGCUUGAGCACGACUGCACCAGUGGACGCACCUGCUCCACCUUCAUACGUGGAGGCAAAAGUUGUGCCUUUGGAGUCCCUCUCUCUCCACUGCUUUGAGUUUCGCUCGGAUGUUUUUCUCUCCGUGGUUUCGACUUCCCCCUUCCCUCCACCUCCCUCACGCCACCCGUGUUUCCGUGCGUUUACGGAGCUGAGACGACUGUCCCUGCACGCUUGUUCGGGGCUUGAAGGAAGGGAUUUCCAUGAGAUUUUCCAGUCCUGUCCUCGUUUAGAGCAUCUCCUUGUGGACUACAAUGACGCGUUCUCCGACCGGGUGAUUUCGGAGUGUAGACUGGAAAGGCUCACACGUUUCAGUGUUGUAGCAUGUCCCAAGGUGACAGCAGAGAGUAUCGGGGGUAUUCUAGGGAGUUUCCCGAAGCUACGGUGGUUGAAGGUGGAGAAGGUGAAAGUCACAGAGAGAGCUAGAAGGGUGUUCCUGAGGGCUGGCAUGAUUAUACGAGUCGCGCUCAAGGCGCUGGACCUCCGCCUGGUCUCCGCCAAAGCAGUCUGCCCGCCCCUCUCCGCCUUCCCCUCGCUGCUUUCCCUCACGUUCUACCGCAUAGACGGCCUUCCAGUGCAAAUCUCCUCCCUCUCGCUCUGCUCCUCCCUCACCUCCCUCUCCCUCUGGCACCUCACAGACCAGCUCCUAUCCUCCCUCUCCCCCUCCUCCCCCUCUCUCUCCUCCCUCCAAUCUCGUACCCUCAAAUCAGCAUCAGUCAAAACCUCCCUGGGAUCCCUCGGUGCUUUCCCCCUUCUCUCCUCUCUCGCUCUCUGCACAUGCUCGCAAAUUGGUCCCCCUGAAAUGCACCCUCUCUCGCGCUCUCUCCACACACUCACUCACCUCACCAUACAAGACUGCCUCAUGAUUUCCUCCUCUGCACUGGCCGCUCUAACCGCUGCUAAUCCAUCUCUCGCGUCUCUUUCCCUCCAGGGCAGCUGGCGUCUCUUCAUGCCUGGAGUGAUUGAAGCGGCGCUUAAAUCCGCCGCCGGCGCUUUAGAAUCGCUGACGCUUAGCGGCGUGCCGAUGCUGAGCCAGGGCAUGCUUGAGGGGUGCACGCGAUUGAAGGCGCUGAGGUUGGAAUAUGGAAAAGGGUCCGUGCUUGAUGUUGCUGGUACGCUGCAAUUGAGCCGGCUGUCCCUGCACACUUGCACGGGGCUAAAAGAAAGUGAUUUCUAUGCGGUUUUGCAGCCCUGUCCUCGUGUAGAGCAUCUCCUUGUGGACUAUAACGACGCGUUCUCCGACCGGGUGAUUUCGGAGAGUAGACUGGAAAGCCUCACGCGUUUCACUGGGGUAGCAUGCCCCAAGGUGACUGUGGAGAGUAUUGGGGGGUCGGAGUUUGGUGGUCAGGUUCUUUCAAGCAGAGGCUGCGUUAUGCCAGAGUCUGUGGGGGCGCUCAUGGCCCCUCCAGGGGGUGUGCGGGAGAGAGCUGAGAAGUCAGCAGCAGCGGCAGCAGCGUAUGCUGAGUUGACAUCUGGCGGGUUGGAGCGGGCAUCUGGGCGCACCAAGCCUUGCAGGUUGUGUGAGGAAUUGGCCUGGGGGGAGUGGAGGGAGAGGAUGGGAAAGGAAAUGGGGGAAAGUGAGGGGGAGAUGGAUUGGCAGGAAGAAGUGGGAAUCGAACAAGGAUAG